Dissoconium aciculare CBS 342.82 is the source of this 1244-nucleotide messenger RNA. RefSeq lists its product as uncharacterized. Lineage: Eukaryota; Fungi; Ascomycota; Dothideomycetes; Mycosphaerellales; Dissoconiaceae. Bases 83 to 838 code for a protein of 251 amino acids. The record is from RefSeq and is a predicted model, not a curated record. The transcript has a single exon.
AACCGGAAUAUCUUGUGAUCUAUUUCCAUCCACCGCUUGACCAUCGCGCAACGCUCAAAACCAUCAAGCGCUCUGCCAAAUUAUGUCUAAAAACACCGACAUGUUUCGAAGCCCCGCACCAAUCAUGGCGAUAUCUCUAUCCUCGGCUGCAUAUGACCAUCUCACUGAACGUCAAAUGCUGCAAGCUAAAUUGACGACGGACAUCGAGAUUUUGCAAACGAAGAAUCAACUACCAGCUCACGAUGAACAUGUAUGCGAACAGAAUCGGGUCUUCAAUGUGGUCUAUCAUGGCUUCUUCUUGACUCACGCCGAGACCCGUGACAUAUCAUUCUAUCAACUCCUCGACAGCUGGGUUCAAUACGGAGGACCUGUAUUCCACGUCCAACGCGGCUUGGAUAAAUACAUCGGCAAAUACCAUCCCGACAAACUCGCCGAGUUCCAUUCCAAAUGGCAACCGCCAAAUUCAACUCUCGCAGUCCCGUCACCCAAGAUUGUCGGAAAGCUCACAAUCACAAUGACUCUGGACGGCGAACUGGACUACGAGCGACUCGGCGUGACCUUUGAAGAUGAAAUCACUGCUGUUGCUCUUCUGCAGACACAAAGCUUGCGUCUCGCCAACCUCCUCGGGAUCCAGGAAAUUGAUCUGGAGAAAUAUCGUCAUUGUCCACAUGUUACAUCUUAUGACGACAGUCUGUCGUCUAUAGUCGCCACGGAAGCGGCAGCUCGCGAGAGAAAGCGCGGAGAGGUCCGCGAAGAGGCCGGCGAGAGUGAUGAAGAGGUUAUGCCUAUACCUGCUCCGAGACGCAGGAGACGCGGGCAGGAGGCUCUGCCGACCUGAUUCAGGUAUGGCGCUACUUACUCACGACGUAGUCAUCUAUUCAAUCUUACCAUGACUAGAAUGAAUUAGGAAGUACAAACGAAGAUGUGAUUGUUGGCACAUCAGAUUUGGAUCUACCUGCAGCGAAUUGGGAAGCUUUCGGCAUUUGUGAAGUUAGUGCUCCUUCAAUGAGUGAUGUGUAAAGGCUCGCAUCAACAAAUUGUCAUUGAUCGAUCCAAGCACGAAAUAAAAAUCUCUACCUAUGCCACUCCUCAUGCCCCCUUACUACAUAUUGCCACAAAUUGCCCUGCCAUCUACCUUUCAGAGUUCGGACAAAAAUUGCCUGAUUCAUUCUUUGAGCUUUCCAGAGGGAUCAAAUAUGGCUUUCUACAUUAUGUAUUCGUUAUGGCGGCUGAGGCGGUUGGAG